AUGAAAUUCUUUUAUUUGUUAUCGAUUUUAUUAUGCUUCAUCUACAGCAUCGAUUGUUUCCUCUGUCCGCCGGAUUAUUGCAAACAAAAUAGCUGCAAUAAUGAAGUUUGCGACGAAACCAAGGAAAUGCUAGUCGAAAAUGGAAGUAUCUGCGGUUGCUGUGAUGUUUGUUACAAAAAAUUGUAUGAAGGAGAGCGAUGCGUGCCUCUUAGGCGCCUUUCAGGACCUUUCAAAGCUAGAUGUGUGGAUGGUUUCGAAUGUGGCACCGAAUUGAAAUGCGUUAAACAGGCCUAA
Messenger RNA from Phyllotreta striolata, 294 nucleotides. NCBI's taxonomy places the organism in Eukaryota, Metazoa, Arthropoda, Insecta, Coleoptera, Chrysomelidae. The record is from the annotation of a GenBank genome assembly.